Molecule: messenger RNA, 4947 nt
Organism: Brassica rapa (field mustard)
Lineage: Eukaryota; Viridiplantae; Streptophyta; Magnoliopsida; Brassicales; Brassicaceae
Molecular function (GO): nucleic acid binding; RNA-DNA hybrid ribonuclease activity
Source: RefSeq, a predicted model, not a curated record
AUGAGAAGAUACAACACUGAAGAGAAAGGUAAAGGUAAAGUCUCUGAACAGAACCGACCGAGGAUCAGAAUCCGAACAUCUGACCUUGACACCAGUAGACUCAUCAGCGAGAAUGCGCUCACCCUCAUAGGAAGGGUCACAAACCGCAGGGAGCAGAAUAUAGCGCAAAUCAGAUUCCAAGAUGAAAGGGACAUGCGUACUGUACUGGCUAACCGACCAUAUCAAUAUGGUCACUGGAUGAUCAUCCUACAGCAAUGGGAGCCUAUUAUCUCGCCAUCCUUCCCCUCUCAGAUUCCUUUUUGGAUAAGCCUAAAAGGCAUUCCGCUCCACUUUUGGGACGAGAAGACCAUACGAGACAUUGGUCAGGAGCUGGGAGAAUUAGAAGACUACAUCCUCACAAAAACUACAGCUCGGGUCCGAGUAAUGAUGGAUGGAUUAAAACCACUGCCUCAAGAAUCAGUACUUGAGUUCUCUGCUGGAGAAGAAUGUAUCAUAGCGUUGGAGUAUGAGAAACUAGAAAACUUCUGCACGAACUGCCUGAAACUCUCACAUCUCGAACGCAACUGCACGGAGAAGCUGCCUUCAGAGGCAAAUGACAACUUGAAGAAAGAGAACUCGAUCUACUCUGCCGACGGCCCUCAAAGAACACACCAGCCUGCGAAGCACCAAUACUCUCAGCAUCAACGCAUGGAGAGAUCACCUCCUCCCCCACGUUACCAAAGAGAAGCAACAGCUUUCCAUCAACGGGUGGACCGACAUGGAAAUCCUUUCGGAGAGCGAGCAACUAUUUAUCAAUCCAGAGCUCUACCCCUCAGGAACAAGAUCACCCCAGCCUUGGACCGAGAGACUACUGAAUGUCCUCAUCAGAUAAGGAGGCCUACUCACCGGAUUGAAGUAUCUGAGACAUCCCCCCAAUAUUCUACUCGUAGAACAGAGCCAUCCCGAGGACAUUUGAACCAGAGCCACAGAUCCCCUAUUGAGCUACCCGAAGGACACUUGAACCAGAAAUGCAAGUCUCCUCUUAAGCAGCAGUGGCAGAUUAUGCCGCAACAUACGGCUGAGAGUAGUAAGAAAGACUCUGGACCGGACCAGAGUAGACCCCCACUGGAAAGGAACUUAGACAAAGAAGAUUUCCCCCCACCUCAAGCUCCCCUACCCCCACCACCACGAUCAACUGAAGAAGUCAUGGAAGAGCUGAGGGAGGUCACUUACCAAUACACCAACGUGGCGGACCCCGUUGAGAGUGCUGCAAGGAGACAAAGAGUCCUUAACGGGGAAGUUCAAGGCCUCAUGGAAUCGACAGCUGCAUCUAUUGUGGAAGCUGAACAAGCAGCGCAACAAGCUUACCUUGCAGCUAGAGCAGCAGAGGCACCGAAUCACAUUGCCGCUAUCUCCGCAAACAGAGACACUCCGUGGCUAUUCACUGGUGAUUUCAAUGAAAUCAUCGAUAACUCCGAGAAGAGUGGUGGACCUGUUCGAGCUGAGGGUUCUUUCUCCACCUUCCGUACCUUCUUUUCUAAUGGAGACUUAUUUGACUUGAAGCAUUCUGGGAACUUCCUCUCUUGGAGGGGAAAGAGACACAAUCACUUGAUUCAUUGUAGGAUGGACAGAGCCAUGGCUAAUAGCUCGUGGUCUGAUCUUUUCCCCUCGGGGAGAUGCCACUACUUGGAGUUUGAGGGUUCUGAUCAUAGGCCCAUCGUCACCUACAUUGAUCCGACUAAGAAAAAAGUAGGCAGGCUUUUUCGAUACGAUAGACGCCUCAGCAACAUCCCUGAAAUCAAACGACUGAUUACAGAAACAUGGGAGGCCAUCCCACACCUGUCGGUGGAAAGUCGACUCUCAAGAUGUCGACAGACUAUCUCUACAUGGAGCAAGCGACAGUUCGCAAACAGCAAAAUGAUUAUUGAGAGACUGAAGGCUGACAUCGAGACUGCUAUGUCCGAUACGGCAGGAGAUGAUACCCUUAUCUCUAGCCUCAAUCUCGAGCUACUCAAAGCAUAUAAUGAUGAAGAAGAGUUUUGGAGGCAAAGAAGUCGACUAAUGUGGCUGGCAGCUGGAGAUAGAAACUCAGGUUAUUUUCAUGCAAUCUGCAAAGGGAAAAGAGCCAGGAAUCGCAUUACUGUCUUAGAGAAUGAUGCUGGUGUUGCCUUGUAUGAGGAGUCACAUAUAGUUCAGGAGAUAACUUCUUACUUCCAAACUAUAUUUACUUCGAAUGAUACAUCAAUUUCUCGCUUUGAACCAGCAGCAGUAGUUGAACAAGCGCUACGCCCGUGCAUCUCAGAGGAGACUAAUGAAGGACUGAUCAAAAUACCAUCACUCGAGGAGAUACGAAUUGCUAUGUUCUCGAUCCAUCCGGAUAAAGCGCCCGGGCCCGAUGGGUUCUCAGCUUGCUUCUUUCAAUCAAAUUGGGCAACGGUUGGGCCUAUCAUCGCCAAGGAAACACAAGACUUCUUCAGGAAUGGUUCACUCUCAGCGCACAUUAAUGAGACUCAUGUGAGACUCAUACCGAAAGUUCAGAGUCCGAAGCUGGUUUCAGAGUACAGACCCAUCGCUCUAUGUAACGUGGUUUAUAAUCUGAUCUCGAAGAUCCUCACUCUACGACUUAAGCCGAUUCUACAUGGGAUUAUCUCGGAAACUCAGUCUGCGUUUGUACCAGGACGAGCGAUCUCGGACAAUGUGCUCAUUACACAUGAGACUCUACAUUAUCUCAAGACUUCCAAUGCUGUGAAAAGGUGCUCUAUGGCAGUAAAGACAGACAUGAGUAAAGCCUAUGAUCGGCUUGAAUGGGACUUCAUUCAGCUUGUUUUGGAACGACUAGGAUUCCAUAGCAUCUGGGUUUCGAGAAUUAUGACCUACAUACGGACGGUCUCUUACUCGUACUUGGUGAACGACUCGGUCCAGGGAUCAGUGGUUCCUUCAAGGGGGAUCAGACAAGGCGAUCCGCUCUCACCCUACCUCUUCAUACUCUGCAGUGAAGUCUUAUCAAGACUGUGUAAGAGAGGACAAGAAGCAGGGCUGUUGUCUGGGAUUAGAGUUGCUAGAGGAGCCCCUCGUAUAAACCACCUCUUAUUUGCGGACGACACAAUGUUUUUUAUGCAAUCUGAUGAGAAGAGCUGCAACACCCUCCACCUGAUCUUACAGAAGUACAAAGCGGCCUCCGGGCAAACGAUCAACACAAACAAAUCAUCCAUUACCUUCUCGGCAAAAACAACCCAGGAGACUCGAGCUAGAGUCAAAUCUCACCUUGGUAUUGCAAGAGAAGGAGGAGUGGGAAAGUAUCUUGGUCUACCCGAGCACUUUGGCCGGCGGAAAAGGGACUUAUUCUCGUCGAUUGUUGAUAGGAUUAGACAACAGGCGAGCGGCUGGUCAACCCGGUUCUUGUCAAGUGCGGGCAAGUUGACUAUGCUGAAGGCGGUCUUGUCAGCAUCUCCAACACAUGCCAUGUCUUGCUUUGAGUUACCCAUGAGCCUGUGUAAGAGGAUCCAGUCUGUGUUAACGCGGUUUUGGUGGGAUGGGAAUGAUAAUAAGAGAAAGAUGUGCUGGACAUCUUGGACUAAAAGGGCAAAACCGAAGAAACUAGGAGGGUUGGGUUUUCGGGACAUUCAGCUUUUCAACAAAGCCCUUCUAGCUAAGCAAUCUUGGCGAGUACUUACAAAACCGGAGUGUCUUCUCUCUCGGGUGUUAAGAGGGAAGUAUUAUCACAAAGCCUCCUUCCUCACAGUUAAGGAAUCGGCAGCUUGCUCCCAUGGUUGGCGUGGUAUCCUGCAUGGAAGAGACCUACUAGCACCGAGCGUCGGCAAAGCGAUAGGAGAUGGAAACACCACUAGAAUCUGGAAGGAUGCAUGGAUUAAGACUGGUGAGCUCGUCAGGCCUAUAGGACCAGCAAGGGAAGAUGAACUCGAUAUGUAUGUCUCUGACCUUCUCCUCCGGGGAACUAAUGAUUGGAACCAACCGAAGUCGGGGUACUUCGAAGCGGUCAAACACCAAGAGGCUGAGGAGGAUAUGCAGAACCAUCAACUUCCUGAUCGCCUUCAGAACUUCAACUGGAUCAAGAGCAUUUGGGCUGUUAAAACGGCUCCAAAAAUCCAAGUUUUCCUCUGGAAGGUUUUCCAAGAUGCUCUACCUUUGGGCGUGGCUCUGCAAAGAAGAGGAAUUUUGACGCAUCCAGUAACGUGUGCACGGUGCGGUGAACCUGAAUCUGCGGACCACCUAUUCCUGCAUUGCCGCUACGCUAAGAGAGUUUGGAACAAUCUCCCAACCACGAGACCGCUCGACCUUCGAGCAACGGUUACCUUCGCUACCACGCUAGAAUCAUCGUCUUCCCUGGUUUGUCUUCCACCUACGGGCGUCUAUGUUAACAUCUUCUCUUGGGUUUGCUGGUGCAUUUGGACCGCAAGAAAUCAACUGGUCUUCGAGAACCGCAAUCUUAGCCCAGAAGAUAUCACCUCCAACGCCCUAAGACUAGCACGUGAGUGGCAGCAGGCACAACCCCUUAAGGUCAACGAAACAUGUACACAACACAACCACAACGGCUAUACAUCGACUGAAUAUGCACCUCUGUAUACGGACGCGGCUUGGAGAGCACAAGAUAGACGCGCAGGCUGUGGCUGGAUCAUCCAGACCUUACGCCCGGAAGAAACAAGACAAGGCGUCUCAACAGAACGGUUCGUUGCAUCCCCCUUGAUGGCUGAAGCUCUAGCUGUGCGAGAAGCCCUGCUACAAGCCAAAGCUCUUCAUCUACCCAAUAUCUGCCUCAAAUCAGAUAAUCAGGUGCUCAUCAAAGCGCUAAAUUCGAAUCAACAUCUGGUGGAACUCUACGGAAUCAACUUGGAUAUCGAAAAUCUAUCUUCAUCCUUCUCUACUAUUGUGUUUACCUAUGUCCCUAGGAUCUUUAUUUCUGCUGCGGAUGCUCUGGCUAAAUCUGCUUUGCAUGCCUCGAACUCUUAG